Molecule: messenger RNA, 6567 nt
Organism: Acanthopagrus latus (yellowfin seabream)
Lineage: Eukaryota; Metazoa; Chordata; Actinopteri; Spariformes; Sparidae
Gene: adam11
Product: ADAM metallopeptidase domain 11
Exons: 26
Coding region: 1252-4278 (1008 amino acids)
Biological process (GO): proteolysis
Molecular function (GO): metalloendopeptidase activity
Source: RefSeq, a predicted model, not a curated record
AGCCAAAUGUGGAGGAAAGGAUGAUGAAGGGCAGCAGUGGGUCGAUCUGUCCUGUGUGGCUCAUCCGCCCAGCUUCCAGCUGACACAAACAAUAUUUGAUAUCUAAUCUCCAUGCCCUGUUAUAUAACCCUUUACCAUCCAGAUUUGUCAGUAUGAAGAGGUUCUUUGUGUGGGAGAACAAUCUUCAUCGUUUAAAGGAAAUUCUGCAUAGUACACCUUUAAAGUUCAAUCACCAGCUCUACCAGAGCUUUUUGUCGCACGAUGUUGGGUCUAAAGUUGAAUUGUUUUGUUUAAUGCUGUCUCUAGACUGAACUUCCUAAGAAAAGUACACCAAUUAGAAGAAAAUCUCAAACAUUCAGUGCAGAAUGAAGUCCCAGAAUUGCUUAAGAGGACUAAAUUUAAGUCUUAUUUUUAAUAAGGAACUGACAAAUGAAGGUAGAUACCACAGGACAAAUGGCAUCAAAACUGUUUGAAAUCCUCUUUUUAAAUUAAGUCUUGAUCAACCUUUCUAAUUUAAGUUAAGUAAUAACGUCUUUGGGUAUAUUCAAACCACACUUUAGCAGUCAAAAAAAAAAAAAAAAAUCAAAUAAUCUUCUGAUUGUGAAUGACAUGACUGUGUUAAAAUGUUUCUAAAUCCAGUAGUAUCUGCUGAGCCACCCAUCUUAAACCAGUGAGAAGAACAGAGAGGAGAACAUGAAUACAGAAAUCUCUAAAUGUUCAGUCUGGAGUUUGGAAGCUGGUUUUCUUGAAAAUAUUUAAUGUUGAAACUUCCAUUUAAUUCCUGAGACCUUGUAAAAUGUUCUGUCUGUACUCCAAAUGCUUUUUAAAUUGUGCAUUUACAUAGAUUUGAGGGACUCUGUAGGUGAGCUGGCAUGGAAUGUCCCUGUAGUUACACAUGGCACAUAUGAGACAGAAUUAAUGAUUAACAUAUUUUUGAGCAGAUUUGCUCAAGUCACUUUGGUGUGAAAGGUGGUUGGGAAGAGUUGGUACAAAUCAAGGACUCAUCAAGUGCAAAUUCUUCAUGUCUGUGUUAAUACCAGUUGUUUCCACUGAGUGGUGGAGAGAACAGAGCUCAGAGGAAUGAACAUUUUCGCAGAUUUCAAGUAACUGCCUUUUAAAAGUAAGGAGACACCUGUGGGUUUGCUUAAAAUCAAUUCUGACAGAAACACAAGAGAGAACACACUGAUUAAAGCUCAAUAUAAAAGUUAGUUUGGAUUAAAUUAAAGAUCAUGUGUCCCAGUGCUGAAAUAAAUGAAAUAUACGAUGUAUAGUUCAUUGGCUGCAUCGUUAGGUGUUACCCUUGGGUGCUCCCAGGUUUUUGGACUCCUACAGGUCACAUCAGAGAUGGGUGGGCCCGUCCAGCCCCCACGUGCUCCUUGUUUCCACGGCCCCUCGCGCAGCCUCACUGCCUCGAGCGAGCCCGACAGGCCGGUGUGUGAUCGCGCGGCGGAACUCGGUGACACCGACACGGAGCACGCAGCCGGAGCCGAGCGGAGCCGCGUCGUCGUCGUCGGGGAGCUUUUAAAUCGUCCGAAAAAGCGAGAAGGGAAGAGGGAGGUGAGAGAUGCGGGCGCCGCGCUCAGGGGAACCCCGCAGUUUGUGUCCGCGUUCACUGUCAACAACAGUCCCGCCGCGCGCCUCUCAGCUCAUUUAACGGCGCUGCUCCGAGGAAACCACAAGGACUAUGUGAGCAUCAUGCUCGCUGUGAGAUGCCUGCUGUUCGCUGCAGUGUGUGCACGGUGCGCCGUGACAGGUCUGAGGGAAUGGGUGAGUCUGGAGGGAAGACUGCCGCCUGCAGAGGAGGUCGUCCAGCCCAAGCGGCUUGUGCAGCAGAUCCACACCGAGGAGGAGCUGCUCCACAGCCGCCUGAACACCCGGGUCAGCAACUCCACAGCCGGAGCGCAGCCCAUCCAUCUGGCCCAGAGCAGCUUCUUGGUGGAGGCCUUCGGCACCUCCUUCAUCCUUGACCUGGAGCUCAACCAUAACCUCCUGUCGACGGACUACGUGGAGCGUCACUAUGAUGAGGACGGGCAGCUGUCACAGAACAUGGGAGGAGAGCACUGCUACUACCAUGGGCGCGUGCGAGGGCUGCCAGGCUCCUGGGCGGCUCUGUCCACCUGCCACGGCUUGCGGGGGAUGUUUUCUGACGGGAACUUCUCAUAUGGCAUCGAACCUGUAGGCAGUGGCGAGGAGCAGAAUGAGCACAUUGUGUAUCGUAUGCCGGACGUCGACCUCUUUCCCCCUCCCUGUCCAGGGUGCUCUGCGAACAGCACAGAGCCUGAGGGGAAGUCAGACAGCGAAGGAGACAGUGAGCUGAGGGAUGGAGACGACCGGUCUGAGGAGGAGAAGCCCGUCUUCACAGGAGGCCUGAGACGCUCAAAAAGACAAGUGCGACGAGGCCAGCGCACCGUCCAAACUGAGACCAAGUACAUCGAGCUGAUGGUCGUCAACGACCACGAGCUGUUCGUGCAGCUCCGUCGGUCAGCCACUCAGACGAAGAACUUUGCCAAAGCGGUGGUGAACAUGGCCGAUGCGAUCUACAAGGAGCAGCUCAACACUCGCAUCGUCCUGGUGGCCAUGGAAACCUGGUCGUCUGAAAACAGGGUCUCCGUGGGCGACGAUGCCCUGCUCACCUUGCGCGACUUCAUGAAGUACAGGAAGGAGAGCAUCAAGGAGCGCUGUGACGCUGUUCACCUGUUCUCUGGGAGGACGUUCAUGAGCAGCCGCAGCGAGGCGGCCUACAUCGGGGGCAUCUGCUCCCUCACCAGAGGUGGAGGCAUCAAUGAGUUUGGCAGCGUGGGUCCCAUGGCCAUCACUUUGUGUCAGAGUCUUGGCCAGAACAUCGGCAUGCUGAGAAACAAAGAGCGACCGGCUGCCGGAGACUGCAGGUGUCCAGACCCAUGGCUGGGCUGCAUCAUGGAGGACACAGGUUACUACUUGCCCAGGAAGUUCUCCCGCUGCAGCAUAGACGAGUACCUGCGCUUCCUCCAACAGGGAGGAGGCAGCUGUCUCUUCAACAAGCCCAGCAAGUUGUUGGACCCACCUGAGUGUGGGAAUGGAUAUGUGGAGCUGGGCGAGGAGUGUGACUGUGGAUCACUAGUGGAGUGUGCCAGGAGUGGAGCCAACUGCUGUAAGAAGUGCACCCUCACCCACAACGCCAUGUGCAGCAACGGGCUCUGCUGCAGGGACUGCAAGUACGAGCUGAGAGGAGCGACGUGCAGGGACUCCGUUAACGACUGCGACAUUCCUGAGACCUGCACAGGAGACUCCAGUCAGUGUCCUCAUAAUGUCCACAAACUGGAUGGCUACAUGUGUGAUGCUGGACAGGGUCGUUGUUACGGAGGUCGCUGUAAGACGAGAGAUGGCCAGUGCAGAACCCUGUGGGGCUACAACUCGGCUGACAGGUUCUGCUAUGAAAAGCUGAACUCUGAAGGCAACGAGAAAGGAAACUGUGGCCCGGACUCCAGCGGUCAGGGAUGGGUGCAGUGCAACAAGCAAGACGUUCUGUGCGGGUUGCUGCUGUGCACCAAUCUGACGGAGAAGCCGAGGUUUGGUGAGCUUCAGGGGAAGCUCACCAGUCUGACCAUCCACCAUCAGAACAGAUACAUGGACUGCAGGGGCGGCCAUGCAGUGCUGGAUGAUGGUUUGGAUCUGGGCUACGUGGAGGACGGGACCCCAUGUGGGCCCAACAUGAUGUGUUUGGAGCGUCGCUGCCACCCCGUCAACACCUUCAACCUCAGCAUCUGCCCGGGCUCCUCGCCCUCGCGCAUCUGCUCCCACCACGGGACUUGCAGUAACGAGGUGAAGUGUAUCUGCGAUCCAGACUACACUGGCAAGGACUGUAGCGUGUUCGACCCGAUCCCCAUCCCCACCCCGCCAGAGGGCCCAGAGAAAUACAAAGAAACAUCCGAAGAGGAAGAUCUUCUGGAGUUUGAGUCGUAUCUCUGCGCUGUCCUCCUGUCUACCUUACACUGUGUCCAGUCCGCUCUGAGGAGACAAAACAAAGAUGUCUUCCACUUCCGAGCCCUCAGACCCUAUUUUUCCGUUUCCCUCUCUGAUUUCACUGGUGGUCCUCCUCCUCCUCCUUCUCCUCCUCCUGCAACGUCAAAUUACUGUGGAAACCCUGAGGACGCGUUUCCAACAGAUCCAAAAGGCUGUCAGGGAUCAAACUUCUUUUUCUUUUUCCCUUCCAGCUGUUCUUCUGCCAUACUGACUGUUAUUAUGCUUUGCCCCUUAAAUGGUUUCAUGGAAGAAGGCCAUGUUCAUCUCCCAGACUAGACGUUUUGUUUUUUUUUCGUGGGGGGAAAUCUUCUGUUAACAUAUUUAACCUCAAGGAAAAAAACACACCCACCUUUGUUUAGUGGUGUAACUGCAAUAGAAGUGUAGAAAAUAGUGAAUGUUGAUAUUUUAUCUGUCUAGAUGAGGGUUAUUUUUCUGUGCUAGGCUGGCCUGUACAUUCCACAGUAAUAGCCAUACUAAUGCUGCCUUCCAUUAUCAAGCAGUAGUCUGUCGUAAAUCAGCGCUUCUACAUAAUAUGCAUCAAUGUACGAAUGUAUAGUUCGGGGGCGGAUAGACAGUUGCACAUGCACACACCAAAUGUUUUAUCCCGCUGUAUGAUACGUAAUCCAUAUACAACUAAUACGCAUACGCAGGUGCCAGUAUGCUGAACAUGGGUGCUGAUGUACAUAGUGUAUCAUAGGGUCGACUCAUGUAGACAGCAGUGACUCACUGCCGCUCUGAACUGAAGCACAAGUCUAAAGAGAGACGACUUUUCCCGCCUCUCUCGGCCUCAGAACUGCUCGUUUUAAUAGGUUUUAAUUAGCAGAGAGAGGAUUCGAGUCUUUGCAGUUUCAGGGACAUUUGAGCUACUCCUGUUGGGCACACACGCCUCUUUGAGAUUUUCACGCUGCAAAAUUUAUGACCAGGGUCAGAUAUUUCCAAGAUCAGACGUGACACAGGGGACCGCCCUCAGUUCUAGAUAUGCGAGCAUUAAGGCUGUCACGAUAUCAGAUUUUCACUAUUGCUAGAAUUCAUAGUAACGCUAUUAUAGAGUGUCUCGCUUUCGUCCAUCAUCUCCUUCAAGCAUGAUUUUGUGCACACUUUGGUAGAAGCUAGCUGUUUGCUGUGUCUCCGUUUUUUUUAGAGGGUGGCAGCGAACAUGAAGGUGUGUUUACGCCACGAAGCCAAAAUGGAAAGAAAUAGGAGCUCGCUAAUUAUUGUAUGCAGAUUAUGAAAGGAACAGUCUGGUAUUUUUAAACCUGGGCCCUAUAUUUACAUGUUCUGCUGUGUAAAUGAUUCACACUCAACACACAUUUCUGAUUCAAUCCAGUAGACUUUGUCAGCUGACAGCUGCCGCAAGUCUGUCACGAUUGCAGUGUAAUCCUUUGGGGCAACUGCUAUGGUCAAAGUUAGGUGCAUUUAAACUGUUUGCUUUUGCCACUGACAGGCUGAGGUUGCUAUUCUAAGUGUCUUGAACGUCACGGAAACAACUGAGAGAUCUGUUUGCAGUCAUAGCGGUCGUGUUGCGGCUGCCUGAAGCGGUGUACUGGACUACUUCCCAGACUUUUGACAAAAGUAUGAAUCAUUUACACAUCAAAACAUGUUAAUGUAGGAUCCAGGUAAAAAAAUACCCAAAUUCCCCUUUAACACAAUGUCAAAAAUAAUGUUUAUUGUCGAUACCAGUGCAUCUUGACACCCCUGAUAUGCAUCAAAUAUGAUUUGGCUUCUGUUCAAGCUGAGGUAAUGGUAGAAAUGGCAAAUACAAAUUAGAUGUCACUUACGCUUCAUCGCUAAAUGGCUUCAGAUAAUUAAAUUCUGACUGAGCAGAAUAAGCAAUAAAUAUGUACUUUUAAAAACACUCAACUAAUUAGCCGAGUGUGUACGAGGUGAAGGAUCGAACAUGUUUUCCCUCAAGAGUCCAAUUCUGCAGCUUUUAUGUGCGUCGGUCUCUAUAUUUAUCCUCUCUGGACGUCAGAGAAUCUCAAAUCAGGUUUUAAAGAUGUCCUCCUGGUAGUCGAUAUUAUAUACGGACUGCUCGAGGAGCUUCGUUUGACAGACACUGACGAGGAAAACUGUGCAUUUGCGCGAGUGCCAGAAGAGAUGAUCCGCGUUUCCACUGCCAGUCGACCUGCAGCAGCAUUAAAGGAAUACGGUGACACUUUGAGUGCAAGCUGACCAACGAAAACAUUCCUACAUGACCAAAACGAGUCUCGUCAGUCAAGACAAGAUACUAACUUUAUUCAGGUGACGUUCAACUUUUUUUCCCCAGACUAAACUUAAAACGUCACUGUAUCCUUUUAAUCCUGCUUAAAACUCUUUACUCUGUGUACACGCUGUGUAAACCACUCAAGGACAGACUGGGCUGAAAGGUCACACUGUGUUUACCGCCACUGUUUGCGAUCACACGUCGUAGUUGGACUCAUCAAAGGAGUUUGGCACCAUUCGUACACAAGUUAAACAUCGUUCAGUCUGACAAGAAGGUAACCAGUAGCAGCUUUCUGUGUAAAUACUCAUAUUACUGUAUAUUAAAAUACAUAUUAAAACAUAUCUGAAUACCAGUGACCGUGU